GAAUGGCGACUCUCCUCUCCGGACCAGCCCCCAUCCAGGCAGCGCCAGUCAUGCCACCUCACCUCACCAGGCGAUGGGUAGUGUCUCCGGUCGCCUGGGGUCUACACUGUCUCUGGUGGAGGGGAGGGGGCUGUCUGGCUCUCCUCUGAGGUCCUGUAUGACGGCUGUGCCCCAGCACUACGGCUCCACACUGCCCCGCCAGGGGGCUCAGGCUCUCCCCUACGGACAUGACGCCUACGGGCUCUACGAGAGGACCGCCCUGCCUCUUUCACGGCCUGACAGCCUCACUGGCCUGCACAGCUCCUACGCCACUCACCACAGCCCACUGGACCAGGAUAUGAGGAUGGCCAUGUCUCCUGACUGCCACGUCACGCCUGUCUACGACGACAGAGCCUUCCAAAGCCCCCUGUAUCACAGCCCCACCCACGCCCACCACGGAUCACACAGCGCUAUCUACAGGACACUCACGGGUACUCGGACCCUCCAGAGGACCACAAGCCAUUGCAGCACCCUGGCGUACCAAAGAAGCAGCUAUGGGCUGAACACCGCAGGGUCAUACGCAGACCCCUUCAGGGUCUCCCAGCAGGGACAGGGGCCCAAUGAGACCUCUUUCUCCAGGCACUCUGGUCUGGUCGACAGGGCUGCCACAAGGUCCCCCUCCAUAGACAGUAUACAAAAGGAUCCUAGGGAGUUUGCGUGGCGUGACCCCGAUCUCCCUGAGGUGAUCCACAUGCUGCAGCAUCACUUCCCCUCGGUCCAGGCCAAUGCUGCAGCCUACCUCCAGCACCUGUGUUACAGAGACAACCGUAUCAAAGUGGAGGUGUGUCACCUGGGAGGUGUCCAGCACCUGGUGGACCUGCUGGACCACAAAGCUGUGGAGGUGCAGAGGUGUUCCUGCGGAGCCCUGAGGAACCUGGUUUAUGGCAAGGCUACAGACGACAACAAGGUGGCCCUGAGGAACUCUGGUGGCGUCCCCGCUCUGCUCAGACUGCUGAGGAAGACCACCGACAACGAAGUCAGGGAGCUGGUCACUGGGGUGCUGUGGAACCUGUCGUCGUGCGACGCGGUCAAGAUGACCAUCAUCAGGGACGCUCUGAGCACCCUGACCAACACUGUGGUCAUCCCCCACUCCGGCUGGAGCAGCAGCAACUACCGAGAGGAGACCAAGCUCAAGUUCCACUCCUCUCUCCUGCUGCGCAACACCACCGGCUGCCUCAGGAACCUGAGUUCAGCAGGAGAGGAGGCCAGGGGUCAGCUGAGGUGUUGUGAGGGGCUGGUGGAUUCACUUCUCUAUGUCCUCAAGGCCUGCGUUAGCACCUCUGACUUCGACAGCAAGAUUGUGGAGAACUGUGUGUGUACUCUGAGGAACCUGUCCUACCGUCUGGAGAUAGAGAUGCCCUCGUCUUGCCUGCUGGGGACUCAGGAACUGGACGCCCUGCUGGGCUACGGAUCCCCCAGUAAGGACCUAGACUAUCUCUGCUGGGGCAAGAAGAGGAAGAAGAAGAAGAGGGUCUGGCUGGAUGAUAAGUGGGACGGCGUGGGACCCAUCCCGGGGUUUGGUAAGCCUCCGCGGGGGGCAGAGAUGCUGUGGCACCCGGCCGUGGUGAAGCCCUACCUCAGCCUGCUGGCAGAGAGCUCCAACCCUGCCACCCUGGAGGGCUCUGCCGGAUCCCUUCAGAACCUCUCCGCUGGAAACUGGAAGUUUUCAGCGUACAUCCGUGCGGCGGUGCGCAAGGAGAAGGGGCUUCCUAUCCUGGUGGAGCUGCUGAGGAUGGACAACGACAGGGUGGUCUGCUCUGUGGCCACCGCUCUGAGGAACAUGGCCCUGGACAGCAGGAACAAGGAGCUUAUAGGAAAGUAUGCGAUGCGGGACCUGGUGAACCGUCUCCCCGGGGGAAGCCCCUCCCUGCUGUCUGACGAGACGGUGGCGUCUGUCUGCUGCACGCUCCACGAAGUCACCAGCAGGAACAUGGAGAACGCCAAGGCCCUGGCAGCCACGGGGGGCAUCGAGAAGCUGGUGGACAUCAGUAAGGGCAGGGGGAAGGGGUAUUCUAUGAAGGUGGUGAAGGCGGCUGCUCAGGUCCUCAACACGCUGUGGCAGUACAGGGACCUGCGCACCCUCUACAAACAGGACGGAUGGCACCACAGUUAUUUCAUCACUCCUGUGUCCACUCUGGAGAGAGACAGGUACAGGUCUCAACCAACCCUGCCUACUAGCACCUUACAGAUGUCCCCCGUGCCCCGCCAAUCAGGUGGUAGUGCAACCUCCUCUCCUGCCAUGUUAGGGAUCAGAAGACACAGCUCUAACUACCAAAGGGCUCAGUCAUCUAUGCAACUCGAUACAUAUUAUGGAGACAACAGUUUACAUAAAAACCAGUACACAGGGUCAGAAAAGCAAACACCAUAUUUUAUCGGGUCCUAUUCCUCACCAUCAAGAGAGGACUAUCCUAGGUCCCAGCAGGAAGAUGUGUUCUACUCCGACGAACCGGAUAGGAAUACUUACAACAACUACAGAAUUUAUCUGUCAUCGCCGCAAGGUUACGAGGAGGAGGAGCCUGGGCCUUACCAGGAUGAGCCAGAGAACCUGACCUCCACAGAGCGAUACAACACCUCCCAAUCUAACAGACUGAAAUCCAAUACCAACGCCACUAACUACGUGGACUUCUACUCCACCACGAGGAGGCCUUCCCAGAAGGCUAACCAGUACACUGGGUCCCCUGACUCCUGGGUGUAGGGGUGGAGAAACCAUGUAGAAACCAUGACUCAUCAGUUUGAGCUACAUCUGUGUGUGUGUGUUUGAGUGUGUGUGUGAGAUAGAAAGAACAUGAGUGUGUCUGUAUGUGUGUGUGGUUCCAGUGGGAAAGAGCUUGUUGUUUUCUGGAGUGGUGUAAUGACAGCCAAAGAAGUAAGAAAGGUUUGUUGGAUAUGAGCCAGGCAUUCGCUUGGUUGGAAAUGUGGAGAAUGGAGAGAGUGCUGAAGAAGUGUUGUGUUAAAAACAAACAUUAAAGGGAUAGUUUACUCAAAAUAGAAAUGAACAUGAUGUUCAAUAUAUGUUAGCUGUAAUUGAUAAACUAAGACAGUUAUGGAUAUAGUAAAGGCAGCAGCAAAUAUCUCAAAACUAGCUUGGUGAAUCGACUACAGCCAAAUGGAAAAUAAUGUGAAUUUGGAUUUUGAGUCAAAUAAAUUAUUUGUA
This is a messenger RNA of Salvelinus namaycush (lake trout), 3193 nucleotides long. Its product is annotated as plakophilin-4-like. The coding region runs from base 74 to 2734 and encodes 886 amino acids. Gene Ontology annotation, biological process: cell-cell junction assembly; cell-cell adhesion. NCBI's taxonomy places the organism in Eukaryota, Metazoa, Chordata, Actinopteri, Salmoniformes, Salmonidae. The transcript is spliced from 15 exons. Gene Ontology annotation, cellular component: plasma membrane; adherens junction; nucleus. Gene Ontology annotation, molecular function: cadherin binding. The record is from RefSeq and is a predicted model, not a curated record.